Messenger RNA from Rattus norvegicus (Norway rat), 896 nucleotides. It is a transcript of the gene Prr23a3, whose product is annotated as proline rich 23A, member 3. The transcript has a single exon. The record is from RefSeq and is marked validated. NCBI's taxonomy places the organism in Eukaryota, Metazoa, Chordata, Mammalia, Rodentia, Muridae. Bases 1 to 789 code for a protein of 262 amino acids.
AUGCUGCGCCUGAGGCCCCGCAGCCCCAGCGCUGACCCCGCGUCCUGCUGGUCACCACAGGCAUCAGCACCCAGCCCUGCCAAGCGCCGCCGCCUCCACCAGGAGCCCGCGCGCCCCGAGCCCCUGGCUCAGCCCGAGCUGGAAGAGCCCGCCAGGCCCGCCAGCAGCGCGCUCACCUCCGUGGUGUUCCUGGCUGCCGGCUGCGCCCUGCAGCUGCCCCUGGACGGCGUCGACCUGCUGCUAGAGCCUGAGCCCACUUCGGUCCUGCAAGUGUCUCUCCAAGGACACACCAUCCUGCUGGUCCCCAAGGAACUCCAAGCCUCCACCCAUUUUGGACAGCCUGGAUUCGUGGCCACCAGCCCGCAGGGAGCCGCACCCCAGGACAUGUCCCAGGAUCACCUCGCUGGCCUGCAACAAGAAAGUCUCUGUGAGUACUUCUACCAAGAGGGUGUCUGUGAUGAGGAUGCAGACUUGGACUUCCUGGAGCCCUGGGCUAAGCUUCCAGCUGGUCAGGCUCCUGGGAGCCUUUCCUCCAUAACAGGGGUGCCCAGUUCUUGGUCUCAGGACCGCGUCCCAGAGCCAUGUCCUCUGGUACCUUCCACUGGAGCAGAGCAAUAUUUGCAGAGGUCCAUCGAGGAACUGGACAGCUACCUGCUGGGACCCUUCCCUGGCUCACCACUGCAGCCUCUGCCUGCAUUUCUUCGGAGUCCCCAAGAGCAGCGUUCGCCACGCCCUUCAUGCUCUCCAAGGCCCCCUUGCAAGGCCCGGAAGCGACUGAUCUAUGACUGAACUGCCCUGCACCAGUCCUUGAGUCCUAGAAGUGAGGGGCUUCUCUACCCCCUAGAUGCAAGGCACUUAGUCGCCUGUUGUCAGAAUAAAAGUGUUUCUGACCCAAA